Molecule: messenger RNA, 418 nt
Organism: Symbiodinium necroappetens
Lineage: Eukaryota; Dinophyceae; Suessiales; Symbiodiniaceae
Source: the annotation of a GenBank genome assembly
GUACACUGGCAAUGCCGGCGUAGUGUCUUCACCCGGUGAGGCCUACAAGCAGUGCUUCAUGCUGGUUGCAGAGGACAAGCCUGGGCUCAUGGUGGAGGUGGUGGCCGUGGUGCGUGACUGCGGCCUGGAUUUUCAACGUUUCAGCGCAGAGCCCUGCGGUGACGGUCUGUGUGUCAUGGUGGCAGCUGUGCAAACAGACUGCGCUUUGAGAUUCGGAUCGCUGAUGCACAAUCUUAGAUAUCGUGCAGAACCUGUGCUGCUGCAGCGGCUUCCUACGGAGCUGUCGGGAGAAGCCUUGCAGGAGUGGAUGCUGAAGGUGCCCUUCGAGCCUUUGGCCGACCUCUCCGUGUGGAGCUGGAAGCGAGAGGCGCUGAGCUUGGUAAUGCCAAGUGAAAUCAGGGCGAAUCAGCCCGCCUAA